This is a messenger RNA of Macrosiphum euphorbiae (potato aphid), 267 nucleotides long. Lineage: Eukaryota; Metazoa; Arthropoda; Insecta; Hemiptera; Aphididae. The record is from the annotation of a GenBank genome assembly.
AUGAUAUCAGUGCAAUCGUUCCAGACCUAUGCAUUUCACCAUCUUGCGCCUACCAUGCAUCCGCCUAGCACGGACAUCGUAUGUUCCACGGUAUCCUCCGGUGGUAGCACUGGCAGUGGGCAUCAACUACAUUCCUUCUUUUCCGCAAGUAGUGCUGGUAACAUCCGUGUCCCGGCAAUGCUCGGUCAAUGUGAAAAGUCAUGGUUCCGAACUUUGAAUGAUUCACAUAUCUCCAUAGUAUAUCUGGAAUCAUUAUUCGUCAUGUGA